Eimeria maxima is the source of this 1191-nucleotide messenger RNA. RefSeq names its product M protein, putative. The coding region runs from base 1 to 1191 and encodes 396 amino acids. Gene Ontology annotation, biological process: axoneme assembly. The transcript is spliced from 9 exons. NCBI's taxonomy places the organism in Eukaryota, Apicomplexa, Conoidasida, Eucoccidiorida, Eimeriidae. The record is from RefSeq and is a predicted model, not a curated record. Gene Ontology annotation, cellular component: cytoplasm.
AUGCAAUUAUAUAGUUAUUGGAUUAUAAAAGUCGACGUAGACAAAAAACUGAGAAGUGCAACAACAGCGCCUUUGUUUCCUUUCAGAGAAUACGACGCAAAGAGAAGUGCUCACGGAGAAGAACCCUCGGGGGUUUUGGAUCAGACCAUCCGUUCUUUGAGGACUCAAAUAAGCCAAAAUAGCCAAAAUAUAACGGAACUGCAACAAGCCUGGAUAAAGAAACAAACAGAGCUAAUCAGCUUGCAGGCGAAAGUUGGGGAAAAACAGGAGGAGAUUGCAGCAAAGAAGGACGAAAUGCUGAUAAGAAAGCAGCACAGCCACCGCAUCAACGCGGAGGUGGAGGCGACAAAGAAAGAGAUAAAAAGUUUAAAUUCUGAGCUCAAAGAUAUGGAUCACCUUGUCGACAGGAUGGGCAGACAGUUGGCGGCCUUCAAACAACAGCAAGUACAGUUCGAAAGCCAAGCCAAAGCCAUUCAAGAGGAAGCGCAGAUGCAAAUCGCACAAAAAGAACAAGAAAAACAAAACCUACUCAACAAUGUUCAGGAGGCAGAGAAGGAGCGUGAUGGAAGUUUAGAGGAGUUGCUGGAUUUGGAGCGCCAAGUAACCCUCUGGGAGAGAAAAAUAAAGCUCGAAAAAGAAAUUCAAGAUGCGAUUGACCCCAACAUAGGACAGGCAGAGUUAGCAGCAAUGAGGAAGGAAAUUCACCGCAUGGAGUUGCGUGAGAUUCAGCUGAAAAAGACACAGCAACAUCUCCUUAAAGAAUUAAAGCAGGUUCUUUCGAAGCGAGAUUUGAUUCACAUGCGGCAUGCACCGAAGACUGGGACAGCGCAGGAGACCCACAAGAAGGUUGUUUUGCAGCGACAGAUAACUGCUCUAGAUAGCAAGCUUCGCGAAACAGAAGUGCGCCUAGCAUUUGAGAAAGCCUGUCUUGUUCAUCUGCAACGGCUUACAAAAGACUUGGAGUCGAUAACGGAUGAAGACCUCAAGAUUCCCCUCAAGCCUUCAGCGCAGCUGGCCCUGCACAAAGUGCAAAACGAAGCUGCAAACGUCGCUGCAGCCAUCGGGGAGGUGGAACAAGAAGCCCCGGCUCUGCAGGAGGUGUUGGAGUUGUUUAAGAAGUGGGCGGUGCAUUUAGUCAGCGCAAACGACACAUACAAACUGCAGCCUGAAGCUCUUCGAUUUUCCGAUUAA